UGACUCUCUUGGAUAUAAUUUCACACUCAUGCCAGAGCAUUCAUAUGCCAUUGCUCGUGAGGAUCCUUCCUCCUUCAGAGCCCUUUCUCAUCUCAUUUCUUUCGAUUUUCCCCGUUUCUUUUCCUCUCCUUCUCCUUUGCUCCUUACCCAUCGAUUCGUCUCUACAAUAUCCAUCUUUCUUCCUUCCUCCGCAUCCACUCGCCAGCGUGCAUUUUUCAUUUCAUUCUUCCUUCUCGUCCUGGUGCACCACUCUCUCUUCUCGAGCUAGCAAUGACACCGGCAUCAUACACAUGCACCCUGAAUACGGAUCUUACGCCAUCCAACCCCCUAUUCACCUCAUCAUCCACAUCGACAUCGUUAUCCUACUCAGCUACAUACGAAGCCCUUCGCCUACCCGAUAUUCUUCUAUGCCUUGCUCCGUUUCUCACACAUCACGACCUCUACACCUGCACUCUGGUUUCUUCCGUCUGGCAUCUAACCUUCAACCCAUGUCUCUGGAGAGCCAUCGCCAUCUCCGAGAGCCGCCACCAACCUGACUUUCUCUCGACGCUUAGUACCAAUCUUCACUGGGUCCACUCUCUCCAGUGGAAAUACACAGAAUGGUGGGAAUACCAUCACGUCUCCCGCGAGCGCGCACCGCUAUCAUUAGCAACGCUGCCAUCUUUACAGCAACCACAGCAAGGCCAACGAGUCCGCCAACCAGAUAUGUGCCGUCCAUUCGCACGCAGAUACCCUCCUCCCCUUGGACACCCCGUCUACCGUGCUCCAUCCCAGAUUUCCUUUCCCACAACCUCAACAAUCCAAAACCUCGGCUUCGAGCAUGCGUGCUCAUUACGGUCCCUUGUUCUGGAUGGGCCCUUUGAGCUGACCCCACUUCUGACGACGCUCAAACAAUCAUCACCGAUGCUACGACAAUUGAGCCUGAAGAACACGAACUGCAUGAGACGCGAGAUGGUUCCGAUGGAGUUGCUGUUCAAGGUAUCUCCAAGCCUGGAGGAUUGCUGUAUUCGGACCAAUGCUCAAUUUCUCACAGCGGCAAGUUGUGGGAAUAAAAGUGCUACUGGGGCUGGUGAUGAUGUGGAGGAAGUGGAAGGCUGCCGGAUGCGAUCGGGGUAUUCGCUUAAGUCGCUCGAGUUGGACGCUCGAGGAUUAACAAGUGCGCAGCUGUGGGUACUGCUGCUGCAGUGUCCGAACCUUGAGUCGGUAACGAUGAUCGAUUAUGGACAGAUUUCGCCAUUGGAGGACUUCGAGGCACUGGGUUCAGCUGCUGCUCAGUCUGUGAGGGAGAAUGAUGCGUGUUUGUUCCCACAACGACCUCCCCAACAGUCUGCAAGGUCGCACGGCCCUCCCAACCAUUACUCUACAAAUUCGUACCAGCGCGACAGCAGCAAUGACAGCAGCAAUAACAGUAACAAUAACGUCAACAUACACUGCCCAAAUAGUCUGCUACUGGAGCAGCUGCCAACGUUUCUCCAUCGAGGCGUCGAAUCUGUUCGGUUUGGAGACGUGGGGCUCACUGCUCUCCAAUACUACUGCCCACAGAUUAAGAGACUGGAUCUCACGCAGGCGAAUAUGGGCAAGCUGCAGAGUCGUACUGUACAACAAUUCCUUGAGUCUGCGACGAGAUUGGUACAUCUGCGCAUCAAGGGAAUGACCCUGCAGGUCGAGGAUAUGGUCGAUCCUAGGACGCGCACGUUAGUGCCAUGGGGAUGCAAAAGCUUGGAGACAUUGUCGGUUGCAUUUGGAGUCGCGGGGCCAAGGGAUCUGCAGUAUUAUACGUCUACGGUGGAGGCUGACGUAGUACCUGAAGGGUUAAACCGGGAGCAGGGAUCAGCUCAGAGCAACGACGAUAGCGAGAGCGACAAAGCAAACCAUGCUGUGUGGGCAGAGCGGAUGGUGUACAGGCAGUUGUCGCUGCUAACACAGCUGAGGGUGCUGGAUAUUAGGCAGUCGUUUUUGAGACUGCAGCUCGGGACAGGGAUCGAGCUGCUGGCAACGUUGGAGAAGCUAAAGGAAUUUUCGAUUGCGGGUUCGGGGAUCGAUGUGGAAGAAGGAGUGAGCGAGGCGAUGGAUGGGUGGUUCGGGAUGCAUUGGCCGUGGGUCGAUAAGAUUGUUGUCGCGUCUCGGGCUUGCUCGGUCAAAACGCCUGGGGCCGUGGUGUCUACCUCUACACCUUCUUUCGGAAGGUAGCGAAACAUUGACUCAAACAUGCGGCUGCAUGCUAUAUCAGAUCAAAGCUGUUAGCGAUGAAAUAAAGGAGAAGAGCGACGCGUCUUUCUAUGCCUAUGGCAAGACGCGCAGUGGCACGUACAAGGUGCUUGCCGUACAAAGCUCUUCCCACAGCGGCGGAAUUUCCCUAGGCUCGAUUCCAGCC
Messenger RNA from Gamsiella multidivaricata, 2374 nucleotides. RefSeq lists its product as uncharacterized. The record is from RefSeq and is a predicted model, not a curated record. The coding region runs from base 271 to 2190 and encodes 639 amino acids. Gene Ontology annotation, molecular function: protein binding. The transcript has a single exon. NCBI's taxonomy places the organism in Eukaryota, Fungi, Mortierellomycota, Mortierellomycetes, Mortierellales, Mortierellaceae.